Hyaena hyaena (striped hyena) is the source of this 3130-nucleotide messenger RNA. It is a transcript of the gene MIOS, whose product is annotated as meiosis regulator for oocyte development. The transcript has 12 exons. Gene Ontology annotation, molecular function: protein binding. The coding region runs from base 369 to 2996 and encodes 875 amino acids. Lineage: Eukaryota; Metazoa; Chordata; Mammalia; Carnivora; Hyaenidae. The record is from RefSeq and is a predicted model, not a curated record. Gene Ontology annotation, cellular component: cytoplasm. Gene Ontology annotation, biological process: positive regulation of TORC1 signaling; cellular response to amino acid starvation.
GAGGCGCGUCCGCGUGUGCCGGAGGCGCGGUGGUAGGGUCGUGGGUCCCAGCAGGGUGGCCUAGGUUAUUGGCCGCGCCUCUGCGGCCGCCAUCUUUCCCGCGUCCGGACUCCCACGGCGGGAGGGGCGGUGACCAAGCCGGAAGUGGCUGUGCGGUGACCGCGCUGCCUCCUCAGUGUGGCUGCUAGAAACAAAUCUGGCUAGCACUGUAUUCUGUCCGAGAGUGCUGUUACAGAUGUUCUGGUGAAGAAUACAAGCUCAGCAUGGCUUUCCUGUGGUCAAAACCAUUGACGGGAAGUGAACAUUUGUAAAACUUGAAGAUUUUCAGUGAAUGGACCUGACUGGACUAUUUGAGCACAUCAUUAAACAUGAGCGGUACCAAACCUGAUAUAUUGUGGGCACCACACCAAGUUGAUAGAUUUGUUGUGUGUGACUCAGAACUGAGCCUUUAUCACGUGGAAUCUACUGUGAAUUCAGAACUCAAAGCUGGAUCUUUACGUUUAUCUGAAGACUCUGCGGCUACAUUACUAUCAAUAAAUUCAGAUACACCUUAUAUGAAAUGUGUUGCCUGGUAUCUCAAUUAUGAUCCUGAAUGCCUCCUGGCAGUUGGACAAGCAAAUGGUCGAGUUGUACUUACAAGUCUUGGUCAGGAUCAUAACUCAAAAUUCAAAGAUUUGAUAGGAAAAGAAUUUGUCCCAAAACAUGCCCGACAAUGCAAUACCCUUGCAUGGAAUCCAUUGGAUAGUAACUGGCUUGCUGCUGGGCUAGAUAAACAUAGAGCUGAUUUUUCAGUGCUGAUUUGGGAUAUUUGCAGCAAAUAUACUCCUGAUAUAGUUCCCAUGGAGAAAGUGAGACUUUCAGCAGGUGAAACUGAAACAACAUUAUUAGUAACAAAACCUCUUUAUGAAUUGGGACAGAAUGAUGCUUGUCUCUCUCUUUGUUGGCUUCCACGAGACCAGAAACUUCUCCUUGCGGGUAUGCAUCGUAACCUAGCCAUAUUUGAUCUUCGGAAUACGAGCCAAAAGAUGUUUGUAAAUACAAAAGCUGUUCAGGGGGUGACAGUAGACCCAUACUUCCAUGAUCGUGUUGCUUCCUUCUAUGAAGGUCAGGUUGCAAUAUGGGAUCUAAGGAAAUUUGAGAAGCCAGUUUUGACUUUGACUGAGCAACCAAAGCCCUUAACAAAAGUAGCAUGGUGUCCAACUAGGACUGGUCUGCUUGCCACUUUGACAAGGGAUAGUAAUAUUAUUAGAUUAUAUGAUAUGCAGCACACACCCACUCCCAUUGGAGAUGAAACUGAACCCACAAUAAUUGAAAGAAGUGUGCAACCUUGUGACAAUUACAUUGCUUCCUUUGCUUGGCAUCCAACAAGUCAAAAUCGAAUGAUAGUUGUAACUCCCAACCGAACAAUGUCUGACUUCACUGUUUUUGAAAGGAUAUCUCUUGCCUGGAGCCCAAUUACAUCUUUAAUGUGGGCUUGUGGUCGUCAUUUGUAUGAGUGUGCAGAAGAAGAAAAUGAUAAUUCUUUAGAUAAAGAUAUAGCAACGAAGAUGCGCCUUCGGGCUUUGUCCAGGUAUGGACUUGAUACAGAACAGGUGUGGAGAAACCAUAUUUUAGCUGGAAAUGAAGAUCCACAGCUCAAGUCACUCUGGUAUACUCUGCACUUUAUGAAACAGUAUACAGAAGAUAUGGAUCAGAAGUCUCCAGGAAACAAAGGAUCAUUGGUUUAUGCAGGAAUUAAAUCAAUUGUAAAAUCGUCUUUGGGAAUGGUGGAAAGCAGCAGACAUAAUUGGAGCGGUUUGGAUAAGCAAACUGAUAUUCAGAAUUUAAAUGAAGAGAGAAUUUUAGCUUUACAGCUUUGUGGGUGGAUAAAGAAAGGAACGGAUGUAGAUGUAGGGCCAUUUUUGAACUCCCUUGUGCAAGAAGGGGAAUGGGAGAGAGCUGCUGCAGUGGCAUUGUUCAACUUGGAUAUUCGACGAGCAAUCCAAAUCCUGAAUGAAGGGGCAUCUUCAGAGAAAGGCGAUCUGAAUCUCAAUGUGGUAGCAAUGGCUUUAUCAGGUUACACAGAUGAGAAAAACUCCCUUUGGAGAGAAAUGUGCAGCACUCUACGACUACAACUAAAUAACCCCUAUCUGUGUGUCAUGUUUGCAUUUCUGACAAGUGAAACAGGAUCUUAUGAUGGAGUAUUGUAUGAAAACAAAGUUGCUGUACGUGACAGAGUGGCAUUUGCUUGUAAAUUCCUUAGUGAUAGUCAGUUAAAUAGGUAUAUUGAAAAGUUGACCAACGAAAUGAAAGAGGCUGGAAAUUUGGAAGGAAUACUGCUUACAGGCCUUACUAAAGAUGGAGUGGACUUAAUGGAGAGUUAUGUCGAUAGAACUGGAGAUGUCCAAACAGCAAGUUACUGCAUGUUACAGGGUUCUCCUUUAGAUGUUCUUAAAGAUGAAAGAGUCCAGUACUGGAUUGAGAAUUAUAGAAAUUUAUUAGAUGCCUGGAGAUUUUGGCACAAACGAGCUGAGUUUGAUAUUCACAGGAGUAAGUUGGAUCCCAGUUCUAAGCCUUUAGCUCAGGUUUUUGUGAGUUGCAAUUUUUGUGGCAAGUCAAUCUCCUACAGCUGUUCAACUGUGCCUCAUCAGGGCAGAGGUUUUAGUCAGUACGGUGUCAGCGGUUCACCAACAAAAUCUAAAGUCACGAGCUGCCCUGGUUGUCGGAAACCCCUUCCUCGAUGUGCGCUUUGCCUCAUUAAUAUGGGAACACCUGUUUCUAGCUGUCCUGGAGGAUCCAAAUCAGAUGAAAAAGUAGACUUGAGCAAGGAUAAAAAAUUAGCUCAAUUUAACAACUGGUUCACAUGGUGUCACAAUUGCAGGCAUGGUGGACAUGCUGGUCAUAUGCUUAGUUGGUUCAGGGACCAUGCAGAGUGUCCCGUUUCUGCAUGCACAUGUAAAUGUAUGCAGUUGGAUACAACAGGAAAUCUGGUACCUGCAGAGACUGUCCAGCCAUAAAAUGUUAUCACCUAAAGAGAAACCUUCAAGUGUGGAGCUUUCUAAUAGAUGUCCUUCAUAGCUCAAAAACGUACCUCAGAACAAGUCACUCAUGACUUUCCUGUAAUGGGAAAAUAAAUCAUUCUAUCAAAUCA